AUGGAAUACAAUAAAUCUAACACCGUUUUACAGAAUUCUACAUCGGACCAGAGUAUGUGGGAGUCGGCCAUUCCUCCCGCGCUACAGUUUGGGUUCGGGGUCAUUGGAAAUAUCAUUGCUCUCGUGGUAUUGGUGACAUCAUCAAAGAAGCACAAAUGGCGGCCGUUCUAUCGCCUUGUAGGAGGUCUAGCGAUGACAGACGGUGGAGGUAUUCUCUUAGUGUAUCCAUCGGUUAUGGUUCGGUAUGCCUCGGACUUCACAUACGUUUUUCCGAAGGAGCUAUGCAACUACAGUUCCUUUGUAUACACAUUCACCUUGAUUUCUUCAGCUAUGAUUGUGUGUGCUAUGUCCCUUGACAGAUUUGUCGCCAUUUUAUACCCAUUUGUCUACAACUCGGAUAAAAAUGGACGGCGAGCCAACAUCAUGCUGGGUAUAAUUUGGUCCAUAGGGGCACUUGUCGCAGGUCUCCAAUUGAUUGGACUUGGUUCUAGCUUUAACUACUACCCCAAGUCAUGGUGCUUCAUUAACUUUGUCGAAAUGGAUACUCUGGAUAGGAUAAAUUCCUACAUCUACUCCGUUUUUGGUUUUCUCAUUCUGCUUGUCACAAUUUCAGUUAACACUGCGGUCAUUGUCUCACUUGUGAGGAACAUGAAAUCAGACAUCCAUAGCUCCAAACGGCGGCAGAAAAACGACAUCUUUAUUGUAUCUUUUCUUCUCGUUAUUGUCAUUGUGUUCAGCUCUUGUUGGGCACCAUUGAUCAGUAUCAUCUUUGCACAUGCCUGUCACUUGAUGAACUCAAAUGGCUCGGUAGAACUUUUGGUUCUGAGAUUAGCAGUCACUAACUCUAUAGUGGACCCGUGGAUCUACAUUUUGCUGCGGAAGGAGACAGUCCUCGGACUACUCAAAAUAAAAGCAGUGAUAUUUGGUUCUUGUGUAUCAAAUAAUAAUCCUGAAACUAAUAGUGUGGAGCAACCAAAGGAGAAAUACACCAUAAAUAUUUCAACCUCACCGGAAGUGGCAACAAAAUCUACAAAUAUUGAUUGCAUUGUUUAUGACGGGACCGAAUCCUCUGAUCCAGAGAAGAGAUUUACGGGAGGAGGGACAGCCAACUCAGUGUAUGCUGUACAACAUAUAUAA
Molecule: messenger RNA, 1137 nt
Organism: Saccostrea cuccullata (small rock oyster)
Lineage: Eukaryota; Metazoa; Mollusca; Bivalvia; Ostreida; Ostreidae
Product: prostaglandin E2 receptor EP4 subtype-like
Exons: 3
Coding region: 1-1137 (378 amino acids)
Biological process (GO): adenylate cyclase-activating G protein-coupled receptor signaling pathway; positive regulation of cytosolic calcium ion concentration; inflammatory response
Cellular component (GO): plasma membrane
Molecular function (GO): G protein-coupled receptor activity
Source: RefSeq, a predicted model, not a curated record